AUGCGCCUUCUACUUCUCCUUGGGGUGGCCGUGAGCAGAUGUCUGCAUGAGGAAACCCAGAAGUCUGUGCACCUUCUCAGGCCUUCUUUCUCCCAAAUGCCUGCACACUUCCGAUCCUCAGUCCUUCCUCUCUCUGGCUCCCGUGAGCCUCAACCCAUCAGGAUCCAAACCUACUAUAUAAGAGAUCCCGCAUCCAGUAAAACUUGGGACCCUGAGGGGGAUGACAUGAGAGGGGAAUCUCGAGCCCUGGCUGCGGUGAGGGAGGCUGCUGGAAGAAUUCAAGGUAUCCUAGCAGUCCUCCCAGUCCAAGGACCUCUGCUUCUGAGUCGAGACCCUACACAGUACUGCCGAGCCGUCUGGGGAGACCCGGACAGCCCCAGCUACCGCAGGUGCAGCCUCUUGAACCCAGGGUACAAAGGAGAGAGUUGCCUUGGGGCAAAGAUGCCUGAUGCCCACCUGCGUGGUUAUUCCUUGUGGCCAGAGCAUGGUGUGCCCCAACUAAUCCAACCAGAUGGCCCUGGCGUCCAGAACACUGAUUUUCUCCUGUAUGUGCGGGUUGCCCACACUUCCAAGUGUCACAAAGAGCCCUCUGUCCUAGCCUACGCUGCCUGCUGCCAGCUGGACUCAGAAGACAGGCCCCUCGCUGGUACCAUUGUCUACUGUGCCCAACAUCUCACUAUUCCCAGCCUCAGCCAUGGUGACAUUGUCAUGGCUACCCUACAUGAACUCCUACACGCCCUGGGAUUUUCUGGACGCCUCUUCAAGAUGUGGCGGGACUGCCCCUCAGGGCUCAGUGCUAGGGAGAAUUGUUCCGCAAGGAAACAAGUGACGAGGCGAGAUGAAUGGGGACAGCUGCUUCUCAGCACUCCAGCCGUCAGCCACAGCCUGGCCAAACACUUGGGCGUAGCAGGGCCUUUGCUGGGCGUUCCUUUGGAGGAAGAGGGUUCUCUGUCAUCACACUGGGAGUCCAGGCUGCUUCAGGGCUCUAUAAUGACGGCUACGUUCGAUGGUGCCCACCGAACUCGACUUGACCCGGUGACUCUCGCUGCCUUCGAAGAUUCAGGCUGGUAUCAGGUCAACUACAGUGCUGCAGAGGAGCUACUGUGGGGCCGGGGCGCUGGCCUAGAAUUUGGCCUGGCGAGCACGUGCAGGAAUGGAUCCUCAGACAUCUUCUGCACCCACAGUGGGCUGGGCUGUCACUACAUGCACCUGGACAAGGGGAGCUGCUCCUCAGACCCAACACUGGAAGGCUGCCGCAUGUACAAACCCUUAGCCAAUGGGAGUGAAUGCUGGAAGGAGGAAAAUGGACUCCUCCUCAGAGCCGAGAACCCCCAUGGCGAGAUCUACCAUAAGCACAGCCGCUGCUUCCUUGCCAACCUUACCUCCCAAACGCUCUCCAAAGACAAGACCAGCCAACCCCCGAGAACUCCGGAUCUCCAGGAUCCCACAGGCCGCUGCUAUUUACACCAAUGCACCCACAAGGGAGCUUACGAGGUGCGAGUGGAGGGGUCUCCGUGGACCCCCUGCCUUCCAGGAAAGGCUGUUCAGAUACCUGGAUACCAUGGUCUUCUCUACUGUCCCCAAGGCCGGCUGUGUCUGGGUCGUGAGGGCACCAGCGCUGUCACUUCUCCACCCAGGAGUUUUUCAACCCGAGACCUGCUAUUCCAGCUGUCUUUAAGAUUAACUGGGACCCCGGGACACUCUCUGGGGAAAGAACAGAGAGAAGAGCUGGCUGAGGUAGUCCUGCACGCUCUGGUGACAAGAUGUGGCACUAGCAGGUGUUAUUUCCACAGCCCAUACAUCACCACAGGCUUGGUGUUCACUGUCGUUAUGUGGAAGUCUCCUGGCUGCCGAGGGCCUUCUAUCGCUAUGCUGUACAGGACGCUGACCCUGACUCUUCAGGAAAAACCCCUCCAAGUGCACCAAGGAGAAGCCAUCUUUACCACCGAAUACAGCAAGCUGCUGACUUCCUUGGACCAUCAGCCCUCCAUGACUGCCCUGCUUCUGGCCACUGGAUUCUGUCUACUGUUGUUACUUCUGGUGGGUGCAUUGGGAACUUUGGCCUAUCAGAAACGAGCUGCACUCCAAGUGGGACCAUCUACCACGUAA
Messenger RNA from Psammomys obesus (fat sand rat), 2109 nucleotides. It is a transcript of the gene Cirop, whose product is annotated as ciliated left-right organizer metallopeptidase. Gene Ontology annotation, cellular component: cytoplasm; membrane. Gene Ontology annotation, molecular function: metalloendopeptidase activity. The transcript has 14 exons. The record is from RefSeq and is a predicted model, not a curated record. Bases 1 to 2109 code for a protein of 702 amino acids. Lineage: Eukaryota; Metazoa; Chordata; Mammalia; Rodentia; Muridae. Gene Ontology annotation, biological process: cell adhesion; proteolysis.